AUGGCGGUAGACGGCACCCCUCGCAGCGUGGCAGACGCCACGCGCUUCACGGCGAACACCCCCCACGCCCAUGCGAAGGCCCGCAGCGCCGCCGCGACGACGACGACGACGACGGCGACGGCUUCUCCUCCUCAGUCCUCCUCGGCGCCAUCGCCCUCGUCCUCGUCCUCCGCCGCCAGACCCCCUACCGGCGCCCGAUCCGCGCCGCCCAGGCGACCAUCGCCCCUCGGCCCCUCGGCUGCCAGGCCCGAGUCGCUGGAGGACAAGGUGCGGCGGCUGAGGGCGGCGCAUUUGGCCGCCAGGAAUCACGAUGUCUCCAAGAUGGACAAGAUCAUCAGCAGCUCGCGGAGGUACAUGGAUGCUGCGCAUAGGUACACCGUCAUGGGCCUGAUCGGCUUCAGUGGCCUCGCCCUCCUAGUUACAGUCUACGCCACCGUCGACAUGAUGAUGUACAACCGCAAGCGCCGCUCCGAGUUCUUUGCCCUGCAGCAGGAGCUCCAGACCGACAGUCUCGAGGCUGCGCGCCUGGCUUACAUGACCGGCAAGGCCACCGACGACCAGAUCACCAUGGUCGAGGACGCCACUGCCAAGGCGAAGCAGGCCGGCAUCCCCCUGCCCAGCCUGCUGGACAAGUACUCCCCGCGCGCGGGCGGCCACGCACCCAGCACCGCCGAGACGUCCGUCUGGCCCGGCGAGGCCAUGCAGGAGAGCUCGCUACGUGGCGCUGAUGACGUUGCAGCGCCUCCGAAGAAGAGCUUCAAGGAGUGGAUAUUUGGCGGCCUGAAGAAGGAAGACACUGCGGCUGGUGCCACCGAGCUCAGCUUCAACAGGGAGGAGGCCGCCGCUUCGGGGCGGACUGGGGCAGCCAUAAACGCGUUGGCUGAGCAGGCAGACGCCAUCAAAGGCAAGGCCACGUCAGCCCUGGAUGCCGAAAGGGAGAACCAACGGAAAGGCGGCCCCCUAGAUCAGGUAGGGCUCAAUGCCAAUGCGGGCCAGAAGAAGACGGGCUGGUUCUGGUGA
Messenger RNA from Neoarthrinium moseri, 1020 nucleotides. RefSeq lists its product as uncharacterized. The coding region runs from base 1 to 1020 and encodes 339 amino acids. The record is from RefSeq and is a predicted model, not a curated record. The transcript is spliced from 2 exons. Lineage: Eukaryota; Fungi; Ascomycota; Sordariomycetes; Amphisphaeriales; Apiosporaceae.